AUGACCGCAACGGAUAGCCGCGGAGCGUACAUGAAUCAGGAACCUUACGCCAGAGAGUCUUGGACGCUGAGAGCGACAGGUGAUGAUGUCCUCACACGGGUGUUGGAGGUGUUCCAACAGGGCCAGCUGCCGAGCUGUUUCUUUCAUCAGACACUUGAGUACGCUACCCUGGCAGUUCGAGAAGCCCUGGCAGAGGACGAAGAUGGCUUAGCGAACGACUUGCCCUCUGCCAUAUCGCUACCGUCCUCUGACCUUCCUGUAAACCCUGUGCGCUCUCAGCCGGGGAGCAUCAACGAAAGGCUGCGAACUUUGCAGCUACGAGGCCUGAUGCCACCAGACAGUUGUUCGUGGGGCCCGCAAUUACGAAGUUGUGGCGGAUCGCAGAGCUGGGACCUGACCUUCUGGUGCGCGUAUGACUUCCUCCUGCGGCAUCGUCCGAUGUUCUUCCGCACGAUUGGAACCUUGGAAGAGUCCUACUUGAAGGGCAUUCGAGAAUUGCGAGCAGGUCGUGCUGUUGCAAUCUCCGAGCUGCAGCGUUGUCAGAGCAUGGAGAUGGAGAAGGUUCGGCAAGAGAAAGAGGAGGAUGGCAAUGCUCCAGUGGACAUUCACGUUCUGGUCGGGCAGCACGUGAGUGAGAUUGAUGCGUUGGAGUUGCACUGGCAGAGUGAGAUCGAGCAACUAAAGGCAAAGCAGAAAGCAUCCUACAGGGAGCUGGUCGUCGAUUUCUUCCAGCGGGAGAUGGAGAUGGCAAAGCUUGAAGAAACCGGCUUGGCUCAGGAGGAUGAGGUACACUCCGAACCCAAUUUGCUCAUGCAGCUUGCACGCCCAUUGCGACCCGAACCACUGGCGCCUGAGGAAACCAACCCCACCAGUGAAGAGGAACCCCAUGUAGUCCUGCCAGAAGGGAGCCGCCUCACGCAAAUCUGCGAGGUGCGCACAGUUUUCGGACGUCAGGCCUUCUUCGUGCUGCGCCUCUGGAUCGGUGAUGUCAUGGACUUUGCAGGAGGUGCCGCAGAGACAGAAGUCCCAACAGCAGAUGACGGUGACGGUGCUGGCCCGCAACUACCAAAAGCUUUCCUGGGCAUAGACAGCUACGGGCGUCAGGAUUCAUUUGUUGCAGGCAGCGUUUUCGCCAGCCACGAGCCAGGCGGUUUGCCAAGGAUCCAGGCUGCGUGGACGAAAACUCGCGCUCUGCCAAACCAUGUCGUUCGGGGACAGUUCGGAGGCAUUCCUUUCUUUCGCUCUGCUUCGCUGCGAUUUUGGGAAGCACCAAGAUUGCCGCCGCCGGUCGCGUUGUCCCCAAACGCCUACUCAGACAAGCUCCGCGGGAUUGUGAUCCCGACGCUGGAACACUUGAAAUUCGAGACUUCUCAGGCAUCGAUGCUGCGAGAGUUUGCUAUGCGCUGUGCUCGGGUUAGCGAUUUUCACUUCAGCCCUCUGAGUGAGCAGCUUCAAGCCAUCAAGGAACAGGAACUUUCGAGUUCUGGGCCUUUGCGUGCUGGCGACUACUUCUGCACCCGACACUCGAACCUCGGGGGUCAGGUACAGGCUGCUUUUCAUCUCCUGGUGGCCGCGCCGUUGGCCAGCGCCCCGGCCGACGAAGUAGCAGCUCCGGUUCAUCGGGCCUUGAAACGCAUGCUCUGGGAUUGCCAUCGCUGCCGCGUCUCCGAGCUUACAAUCCCUCUUCUUCUCCUUGACAUCGGGACCUUUGAAACCUCCUUGCCUUAUGCUGUUGCACAGCGACGGGCAGAGAAUUCUCUUCGAGCAUUGAAAGGAGCAUUGACGGCCUUGACAGAUGACCUGUCGCCCUCGGAGUUGCCAGGCCUGGAGUUGAUCAACCUGGUGCUGCCACUUUCGUGCUCGCAGAGCAUCAGUAGCAACAUGCCGUCCGUGGCCAGCACGACGCAGACUUUCUUGAGGCACUCUUUCCAGUGCGUGUGA
Symbiodinium sp. CCMP2456 is the source of this 1941-nucleotide messenger RNA. The record is from the annotation of a GenBank genome assembly. NCBI's taxonomy places the organism in Eukaryota, Dinophyceae, Suessiales, Symbiodiniaceae.